CAAAAAAAAAUGAUUAUCUUUUCAAUUGCUAUAAAAUAUCGAGGUAUCUCUACUUUUUCUGACACUUCUUGAAUUUAGAUGGCGCUACUCAUCGUUGUUCUAAGGCAUUUAUUCUAAGUCUAUUACUAGUCAUAUAGGACACAAAAACUACUUAAAGUUAGGUGGCCACAAAACUAUUAUAAACUGUACAACAUAAUAAAAAUAAGACAAUAUUAUAUAGUCAAGAAGAGAGAAAUUCAUAAGGUCAAAAGGUAUUACAACUCACCAAGGUUACGCACACAACAGGGCUGGCAAGCCAAUUAGAGUCUGUGGCAAUCACGUCAAGCCUGAUAAAAUAACAAAAACUGUCAGGUAUCCCUUUGUCAAUCUACAUUUGUGCCCUUCAAUUCAUGGGUAAAGUAAUCAUUUUUUCUAAAAUAGAUCUUGCUUAUGGAUAUCAGAUGAAAACAAAGAAGCGAGACAAAGCUAAGACCGCUCUAGUCACAGUCAACAGUUCAUACGUGUUUAAUCUCAUGAGUUUCGGUCUGAGAGACCCACCUGCAUACAAGAUAACAGUCGUACCUGGAUAUAGUCAUACCGUCGGUAGGGCCAAAUCCUAUGACUAUAUUCAGGUGUGACUGUAGCAAACUUCUCUCUGUUGUCUGUUCCAGUAGCAUUAAGGUAUGCAAUGCAAUUCACAUCGUCGAUUUAUUAUACAUAAAGAAAAAGUAGAUAUGGUAUAGCAGGAGUCGAACCUAUAUAUUUUCAACUAUCUGAAAUGCUCUGCCUUUGAGUCAUAUACCAAUCCACAUUUAAGCAUAAAAAACUAAACAAACAAAGAUAGAGUUACUUUGUUUGGGAAUUUUUAGGAGAUGAAGUCACAGGGAUGAUCACCCAGCAAUCAAGUGAAUUCAACCGCUAUCAAGCGACUGACUUGAAAAAUUAACUUAUAUCCAUUGAACUUCGCCCGGUAUCG
Gilbertella persicaria is the source of this 955-nucleotide messenger RNA. RefSeq lists its product as uncharacterized. The record is from RefSeq and is a predicted model, not a curated record. NCBI's taxonomy places the organism in Eukaryota, Fungi, Mucoromycota, Mucoromycetes, Mucorales, Choanephoraceae. The coding region runs from base 390 to 617 and encodes 75 amino acids. The transcript is spliced from 3 exons.